Molecule: messenger RNA, 906 nt
Organism: Exophiala spinifera
Lineage: Eukaryota; Fungi; Ascomycota; Eurotiomycetes; Chaetothyriales; Herpotrichiellaceae
Exons: 1
Coding region: 1-906 (301 amino acids)
Cellular component (GO): nucleus; cytoplasm
Molecular function (GO): ribonucleoside-diphosphate reductase inhibitor activity
Source: RefSeq, a predicted model, not a curated record
AUGGGCAUCCCACAAGACUUCCCAGCUUUCGCGGCGCCUUCAAAUGAGUCUACCUCUCCGCAGACCAAGCGCCGUCGCUUCGCCCCCCAAACCCUUCCACCCGUUAUUCCCGUCUCCGACAACUCCUCGAUUGAAAACCACACCUUUGACUCUCCGUUGAUGUUCCAACUGUGCGAACAAGCUCCCGACCGGGCAGAAAUUGAAGCACAGUUGCUCCAAGUGGGCAUGCGCGUGCGCAAAUCGGUAGCCGAAGGGUACAAGACGCAGGCGAAGAAAUUCACUCCUCGUCCGUUCUUCGACAUUCACCGAUUGUCUCCAGAAACCCAAGCAGCACUCUCGAAUGGCAAUGCCGGAAACGGCAACGAGCUGGCUCCUUACUCCGCGUCCGAGGUUCAACCCAUGAGCACCGCGACUUUCUGUGGGAUCAGCCUGUCAUUUUUGUCGCAGUAUGAAGAUCCAGCUGUCGCUCAGCAACAGCUCUGGUCAUACUCUACCAGCCACAAGCGAGGAUACGAGGCGGACUCAGACAGCGACGAGAGCCAGGACUGGCAACCACGAACACCGAAUUUGACUGCAGAGUCUGGCAUGGAAACACCCAUUGAUUAUCUCGCCAUUGACAUGGACAGUAUGAGCGAAGUCAGCCCGAUGACCCAAAUCGGUGAUCGUAACAGACACAACGGUCGUCGGAUCGCCAUGCCCAAGUCUCGCAGUCGCGUGCCUCAGCCUAUGGAAGCACCCACUUCCACCUUCAAUCCAUUUGCCCACUUCCAAGCACCACAACCUGAAUAUCAGAACUUUACUGGCUUCGGCCACAAGCGAAUGGUGAGCUGUGGCAUGGAGGCCAUGGAUUUCGGAGAAGCUCCAUUCUUGCAGCGCCGAGAAGACGUCGAGAUGGAUUGUUCUUAA